GCAGCCCAACCAAGUACCAUGUCAACAUUUGGCUUCAUACGCGGAUAGGCCUUUACGCAUUCGCUAAAGCUGCGCCAACCCCAUAUCAUUUCCCACAACUGGCCAGCCUUACCGAAAAUCCGAAACAACAGGUCGAAAACCAUGUCUUCGACCCAAUCACUCAGGCGCCCCAGGCAAAGCGGGUCGAUUUGCAAGAAUCUGCAGCAUCUGGGUUUCAUCUUACUCACCCUUGCUUGCAUUCCACUCUCGACAUCCUUCCUGGUCUUGAACUAUAUUUGCGCAUCGGUGCUAUCACGGAACCUCGUCCGCCGUCAGCCUCGGAAGAUCAAAAGCCGGUCACUUUUCAAGACCGUGCUUUUGACUGGAAUCAACACACCUCAAGGGCUGCGACUGGCGAGAGCCUUUCAUGAAGAUGGCCACAGAGUCAUCGGGGCCGAUUAUGAGCCAGAAGGGGUCCCAAUCCCUGUUCGCCUAUCAAAAGCCUUGAGCAAGUUUCAUCGGUUGUCAUCCGACUCUGGAGAGACAAGAGCUCUAAACUACAUCAAAAGCCUGGCGCAAAUCAUCAAACAAGGACGAGUCGAUAUUUGGAUCAACUGCACAAGCACCAGUGACCCGGGACUCGAAGGCCAGGCGAGAGCUCUCAUCGAGAAGACCACAAAAUGUCGUUGUUUUGCUCUUACAAUGGAUGAUGCCGUCAAUUUCGCGACUCGAGAUACAUUCUUGACAAUGGUCAAAGAUAUGGGUCUGCCUGUUCCAGAAAUCUACCAGGUCGCAUCGCGGGACGAAGUCCAUAACGUCUUGCACAAGUCUCGUGGUCGUCGAAAAUACUUGCUUUACAGCCCAGGUCACCCAGCAGUGACCGUCAGUUCUGUUAGAACAUUGCUUCCCCGGAGGUCGUUGAGUCAAACCUACAAUGCGCUCUCGCUUGUUCCUAUCAACAAAGCAUCCUCCUGGAGACUCGAGCAGAUCACCGACGACCUGCCAAGAUAUUCCACGUUUUCGGUCAUUGUUGAGGGUCUAGUCACAGCUUUCGCUGCUAGUGUUGUAACUCAAGCAGGUUAUUACGAGGCCGCGAAUCCUGAGUCUGCGCUCACCAAGUCAAUGCUGCACUACAUGCAGACUUUUGCAGCCAAGCAAGGGCCUGAUUUCAAUACUCAUCUGGGAGUAGAUUUCUGCGUGGAAGAGCAGGUCACUGACAGAGGAAUCGUGCAAAACAUCCUACCUGUCGAGAUUGCAGUCCAGUCCCAAACCGCUAUGCUUCUAUUCCAAGGGAUGAAAGGCUCCGAUGAGCUAUGUCAGGCUUACUUGUCCUCCACCUCCACCAGAACGAAGAAUGAUGAUGGGAUUCAGUCAGAGUUCUCCUUCAACAAGGAGUCUUUGGAUUCAGAAGUCGUGAUGCCAAGUCGGAACACAUCCGGAGUCUACAGCUUUGGUCAGGAUCUCCUGAGACUCGGGUAUGCACCACUCAUCAGGCUACUCACCCUUCACUCCACCUUUGUCGACGUUUUCAAUCAUUGGAUGUUGCUACUCUGCCACUUGGUCUACUGGCAAGAUGAUGCAUAUGACUUCCAAGAUCCGGUACCAUUCUGGUGGUCUUACCAAGUCUACCUUCCGCUUCGACUGCUGAUGUCUAUCAUAUCCGGCACUAUCCCCGAAGCUGCCCCUUUCAGCAACGGAGUGGUUGGGGUUGCCACAAACUCGGAGACAACCGAGAAGAAGGCAUUGACGUGAAUGCGACGCUUUGCACAUGAUACUGGGCGUUCCCAGUUCCCAAAGCAAUCAUCAUCAUGCUGCGCCCAGCUGGAUAUGUAUACAUUUGACCCUGAGAAACCAAAGGCGGCUAUCGUAGCUGGUUCGUAUACAACAAGUUCAGUACGACUCUCAAAUUGAGCUUUCCAGCUCCCAGAAUCAAUACGGUCGAACUUCAGAGCAUCAUCUCACAGGAGCACGAAAUUCGCGUA
Messenger RNA from Exophiala viscosa, 1961 nucleotides. Its product is annotated as catechol O-methyltransferase, variant. The record is from RefSeq and is a predicted model, not a curated record. NCBI's taxonomy places the organism in Eukaryota, Fungi, Ascomycota, Eurotiomycetes, Chaetothyriales, Herpotrichiellaceae. The coding region runs from base 142 to 1731 and encodes 529 amino acids. The transcript has a single exon.